Molecule: messenger RNA, 1324 nt
Organism: Lemur catta (Ring-tailed lemur)
Lineage: Eukaryota; Metazoa; Chordata; Mammalia; Primates; Lemuridae
Product: aldo-keto reductase family 1 member C3
Exons: 9
Coding region: 56-1027 (323 amino acids)
Biological process (GO): doxorubicin metabolic process; daunorubicin metabolic process; prostaglandin metabolic process
Cellular component (GO): cytosol
Molecular function (GO): aldose reductase (NADPH) activity; bile acid binding; androsterone dehydrogenase [NAD(P)+] activity
Source: RefSeq, a predicted model, not a curated record
CCAUUAGAGGCAGAGAGAAGAAACAGGAUCUGCGUAGCCAGAGGAGGAGCCGGCAAUGGAUCCCAAACACCAGCGUGUGGAACUAAACGAUGGCCACUUUAUUCCUGUCCUGGGAUUUGGCACCUAUGCACCUCCAGAGGUCCCUAAGAGUAGGGCCGUGGAAGUCACUAAAUAUGCAAUAGAAGCUGGGUUCCGCCAUAUUGAUUCUGCUCAUUUGUAUGAAAAUGAAGAGCAGGUUGGACUGGCCAUCCGCAGCAAGAUUGCAGAUGGCUCUGUGAAGAGAGAGGACAUAUUCUACACAUCAAAGCUUUGGUCCACUUUCCAUCGACCAGAGUUGGUCCGACCAGCCUUGGAAAGGUCCCUGAAAAAACUUCAGCUGGACUAUGUUGACCUGUACCUUAUUCAUUCUCCAGUGUCUUUCAAGCCAGGUGAGGAAAAUAUCCCAACAGGUGAAGAUGGAAAAAUAUUAUAUGACACGGUGGAUCUCUGUGCCACAUGGGAGGCUCUGGAGAAGUGUAAGGACGCAGGAUUGGCCAAGUCCAUUGGGGUGUCCAACUUUAACCGCAGGCAGCUGGAGAAGAUCCUGAACAAGCCAGGACUCAAGUACAAGCCUGUCUGCAACCAGGUGGAAUGUCAUCCUUAUCUCAACCAGAGCAAACUGCUGGAUUUUUGCAAGUCUAAAGACAUUGUUCUGGUUGCCUACAGUGCUCUGGGAACCCAGCGAGAUAAGCGAUGGGUGGACCCGAGCUCCCCAGCUCUCCUGGAAGAUCCAGUUCUUUGUGCCCUGGCCAAAAAGCACAAGCGAACUCCAGCCCUGGUGGCCCUGCGCUACCAGCUGCAGCGUGGGGUUGUGGUCCUGGCCAAGAGCUACAAUGAGCAGCGGAUCAGAGAGAACAUGCAGGUUUUCGAAUUCCAGUUGACUGCAGAGGACAUGAAAGUACUAGAUGGCCUAAACAGAAAUCUACGCUAUUUCAACUCAGAUAUUCUUUCUGACCACCCUAAUUACCCAUUUUCGGAUGAAUAUUAACGUGGAGCCUUUGCACAACUUCUACCAGAAGCGGCUGCUGUGGAGUGGAUGUGGAAGAUCCGCCUCAGGUCAGUGAGUUUUCACUGGACCUUUAGAACAAGAGCCUUCAUCCCUACACACCUCUAAAAAGUUCCUUUGUUUUUUCAUAAGUGCUUUCUAUCCCCCCGCCUUUCCCUUACUAAAUUAGGCAUCUAGACCCCCAAAUUUUAAACACCCUUUGGGUUAGUCAUCUCCGAGUGCUCCCUUGCGAAUGCACAAUGCAUGUGUUAAUAAACUUCUCUUUGUUUUUCUCCUGAU